Haplochromis burtoni (Burton's mouthbrooder) is the source of this 6888-nucleotide messenger RNA. Its product is annotated as solute carrier family 45 member 4. Gene Ontology annotation, cellular component: membrane. The transcript is spliced from 13 exons. Bases 261 to 2726 code for a protein of 821 amino acids. Gene Ontology annotation, biological process: transmembrane transport. Lineage: Eukaryota; Metazoa; Chordata; Actinopteri; Cichliformes; Cichlidae. The record is from RefSeq and is a predicted model, not a curated record. Gene Ontology annotation, molecular function: sucrose:proton symporter activity.
CGCCCCGCUGUGUUAAUGUGGAAACCAUUGAAAUUGGUGAGUGUAGUAAACCCUAUGGUCACCCAGUUAGCUUGCAAAGGUUUUGCAAACCUAAAGAAGUGAGAGGUUUUUUUUUCUUCUUCUUAUUUUUUUUUUGUGCUAACACGUCAUAGAAGUUUUCCACAAUGCGGAACUGGCUGAGCUUUACCACAGCGCUGUAAAAUCUCAGGAAAAACUGUGGCACAAAGACAUAUAUACUGAUCUAUAACAGCCACAAGCAAAUGGUUCCCCUGAAGUCAAACCAGACUGAAAUGGAGAUGGCAGCUGAGGGUGGAGAUGCUUCUCGUCUUCCAGAGAUCAGAAGACCCAAAGAAGAAGAAGCAUAUGACAGUGAGAGUGAGACAGACAUGGACGAGGAAGGCAGAGGAGUACGAAUCCCUCUGCAUCGCUGGGUAAUGCACGGGACAGUGAUGUUUGGACGUGAGUUUUGCUAUGCCAUGGAAACCGCUCUGGUAACACCAGUUCUGCUGCAAAUAGGUCUUCCUGAAAAGUAUUACAGUUUAACCUGGUUUCUCAGUCCUAUCCUGGGUCUCCUCUUCACACCUCUGAUUGGGACAGCCAGUGACCGCUGUAGCCUGCGAUGGGGCAGGAGAAGACCGUUCAUUCUGGGUCUUUGUGUAGGUGUACUGCUGGGAGUGGCACUGUUUUUAAAUGGUUCAUUAAUAGGCCUUUCCGUCGGCGACACUCCCAAUAAGCAUACUAUCGGCAUCGUUCUUACUGUGCUGGGCGUGGUGGUGCUGGACUUCUGCGCUGAUGCCUCAGAGGGACCAAUCAGAGCUUAUCUGCUGGAUAUUGCAGACACAGAUGAGCAAGAUAUUGCGCUGAACAUUCAUGCAUUCUCUGCUGGGCUUGGUGGAGCAAUAGGAUACAUGCUUGGAGGUCUAGACUGGACUGGCACAGCUCUGGGCCAAGCAUUUCAAUCACAGGAGCAGGUUCUCUUCAUGUUUGCAGCCAUCGUCUUUAUUAUCUCUGUCACACUGCACAUGUUCAGUAUCCCUGAGCAGCCCUUCAGUCCAUCAAACCAGGUUAAAGACACAGAAAAUGGGGAUUCUACUGGCCAGGUAUCUUUGAAGCCAGCUGGCCGCACACUGGAUGUAAUUACAGAAGAGGAUGCUUCUGCUCGAGCUCGAUCCAGAGACGACCCUGAAUCAGAUCCUAAGGAAGUGGAAAUUGACUUUCUUGCUGUGGAGCGAGUAAGGAGUAAAAGUGAUUCAGUCUUAGCCAUGCCAGAUGCUACAAUUGAGUUAGAUGCAGACCUUGACCCAGACACACAAAAUUUCUUGCCAGAGACACACUUUCAACCUGAAAUGCAAGAAGACCUUGAAGAUGUUUUCAAACUAUCAGAUUCCAGUGCUGAAACUCCACCUUCUGUCGGACCACAACCCCCUCCUGAUGGGAUGGCCGACGUGACGCCUAUAAGUUCAGUUUUAUCUGAACUUAAAGAUUCAGCAAAUGGUCAUCCGUCCUUCCAGCAGACCAACUGGGGCUCAGAGGAUUCCCAGUUGAAACUGCAGGCCAAACCUGCCAAUGGUUCUGAGUUCCCCAGUGUUAUGAAAACCCAUGGCACCAAGCCGGGAAACCAUACAUCCAGUACACGGCCAGGCAGACCCACCUACUACAGACAACCCUCAUUUACCUUUUCAUAUUAUGGUCGAGUUGGAGCACAACGGCAUCGAAUGCGACACACAGGACAUUUCACCCCUCGGCCAAUCACCACGUCCCAAAGUUUGAAUGAUUUAAGCAUCAUCCAGCGGCAUACAGACAGACGACGGUUGCAGCUUUCAGCCAGCAGUGUGUCAUCUGAGGGCUCAAGCAGUGAGGGAGGAACAGACAAGGGUGGGAGUGUACGGCUGCUGUGGUUGUCCAUGUUGAAGAUGCCCAGUCAGCUCUGGAGAUUAUGUGUGUGUCACCUGCUCACAUGGUUCUCCAUUAUAGCUGAAGCUGUGUUUUAUACAGAUUUCAUGGGGCAGGUUAUUUUCCAAGGAGACCCCAAGGCACCAGCCAAUUCCACAGAGCUACAAAAUUAUCACAAAGGAGUACAGAUGGGCUGCUGGGGACUGGUGGUUUAUGCUGCUACUGCUGCUGUCUGCUCUGCCAUCCUUCAGAAGUAUCUGGAUCAUUUUGAUCUCAGCAUUAGGGUCAUCUACAUUCUUGGGACUCUGGGAUUCUCAGUAGGUACUGCAGUCAUGGCAAUCAUCCCUAAUGUUUAUGUUGCGAUGGUGAUGAUCAGUACCAUGGGCAUCAUCUCCAUGAGUAUCUCCUACUGUCCCUAUGCAUUACUUGGCCAGUACCAUGAAAUAAAAGAGUACAUUAACCACAGCCCAGAAAACACUCGAAGAGGUUUUGGGAUUGAUUGCGCUAUUUUAACCUGCCAGGUUUACAUCAGCCAGAUUUUGGUUGCAUCAGCACUUGGAUCUGUGGUAGAGGCAGUUGGCAGUGUGCGUGUCAUUCCCAUUGUGGCCUCUGGGGGUUCUUUCCUUGGCUUUCUUGCAGCUUGUUUCCUUCUCAUUUAUCCUGAUUUGGAGCCCAGCAGCUCAGAGCAGGACGAGGAUUCGGUGGGUUUUCCUGGAGUAGAAGACCAGAAUGCAGAAAAUACCAGUGAGCAGACACAGGCUCUGCUGAAACUCACAAACACAGAUACAGAAACGGAGAGUUUGAAUAAGAUGGAAAACCACUCUUCUACUUGAGCAUGACCAUACAAAGACUUGUUUAGGAUUAUGCUCAUCAAGCAGAAAUCACAGGAUGUGAGGUUUUUACCAAAUGCAUCUACUUGAUUUACAGAUUUUACAUUCUGGACCUUUCUGAAGGAAAGAUCAGAAAAAGAAAAAAAAGACAUGGCGGAAAGUUAGGUCCAUAUUAAGAUAUCAAGGUGGAGCUGAGCUGGAACAAUUAUUUGCUUUGUGUACUAACAGAAAUAAGUAUUUCAGUUUUGAUAUGUUUCAUUUGUCGUACUACCUCAGCUCUAAUGCAAAUAAAUUUCCAGCUGCUUAGAUUUAAAGAAGCCAUUAGAAUACCAAAAGACAAAUGACAGCUAUCUGUUGUGACUGUUGAAAGUAAAUUAGAUGGUACUACUGAAACAAACUUUAUUGAAAAAUGGAUUUAAGAAGCACACAGGGCACUUUCUGUCUCUCUUCUGAAUGCUGAUGCUGCAGAGUAAAGUAAUGUCUGACACUUUACAUCAUAGAAGCUGUUCUAUAACUGCUUAAUAGACAAUCUUGAUGCUGUAAAAGUUAUGUGUAUUCCUGCAUUACCUGCAGGCUAAAUGCAGAUGCAGAAAACAUUUUUCAAUUUCUUGCUGAAGUGCCUUGAGAUUAUAUUUUUGUUUAAGCUCUUUUUGAUGCCAGAUAUUAAUGUUGCUGGCUUUAAUGCAAUGGGAUUCUGUCAUUUAGACAUAGGUCACUUUAGCUCACUCAGUAUUUUGUCAUGUGUGCAUAAGGUUUGUUGCAUUUGUGCAAACUGUUGUUGUCAGUAUUGUCUCUGGCAGAUAAUUGGAAUUCUCUUUGGGCAUCUGAGAGGUUCCAUAAUGCAUAAUGUGUGUCUGUUGUUGACCACACAGAGACUUUCAGAGUUGUGGAGACUUUUUUGUGUUUACUUGAACGAAAGGAUUUUUUUUAGUCGCACCAUUGAGAUUUUAUCCUCAGUUUUUCAAUUCUGCAAACGAAAUCUAGGCUGUUUUGAACUUGAGUAAGUUCAUGAAAAUCAGGUUCCGUGGCAGAGUUAAAAAUGUGAAGGACAGCAGACAAGUGAUCAUUGCUGAAAGAGGUUGUUUAUCUUUAUUUGUUAAACGUCAGGACUGAGAAUGUUUGUAAAAAACAUCUCUUUAUGUGUGGAAGGCUAUCCUCUUUGAAGAAUAAAAGAAUAAAAAUCCAGCAGUCACACUGACUUCAAGUGAAAGUGUAACAAAGUGAGUCAGCGCUCUUACCCUGAUGAAGUUAACUAUUUUAGCCGAAACAUCAACAGCAUAGUUAAUUUUUAGCAGUGACUUACACAACACCUUCUGGUGUAUUUAAUAGUGCAAAAAAUGCCAAUUUCAGUUCUAGGUUCAUUUCUCUCACUUUAUACUGUAUCUGAUUCAAAAGUCAGAUGUUUUUUCCUUUCAGAUUUGGACAGCCAUCGCUUUUAACACCUGCCAGUUUGUCCCAAUUUAGCCCCCAGCUUAUCAAUUCAUGCAGUUACCUCCAUGAACAAGUAACUCCCUGUCACAGUCCCUUUCAUAGAGUGCAUUUCUGCCAGCUCCUUUGUAAUCUCACACUCUUUUGUUAUCCCACGUACAAAGAUGAGAAACUGGGCUGUGUUGCGGACCUAACAGCGCUCAUCCCGAACUGAAGUGAAAAGUUAAAAUUGUCUGGCUAAAGCCUCACAUUUUUCACAGUGUCCUUGAUCUGUCUUGUUACUAUUUGCAUAUUUUCAAAUACUUCUUUUAUCUCAGGGCUAAUUAGCCAGGCAGAGUCCACCAAAUACUCUUUGAUAAACUCCUCAUCUGAGAACAUCCUACUAGUUGUGGGUAGACGAGGCCUCGUGAAGCGUUUCAGCACAUUCCCCAAACUGUAUCGUUACUAUGUCGACACAUGUUGUUGUUUUGCUCCAUACUGACACCUGCUGGACCUUAAAUAUCAUUGCAGGCAACUUACUUGAGACUCACAACAGACACUGAUUCAAUGACCUACUCAUACUUGUAUACUCUGUAAGGUAUUGUACUUUCCAUGGAAUCAUUUUAUAUCUUUUACAUUUCAAAUAUUGUCUUUAAAAUAUAUUGUGAAUGACAUUAAGUGAAAAUUAAAAUGAAAGUAUUGUGAAUGUAAUAUUACCCAUUUAAAUGUAAUUGACUCAGAGUUUAUUAUAAAUUUCUAUUCAGAAAAAUACGUUUAUCCAAUGUUGUUGCAUUCAGUCUAUUGCGUUUUUUUGACACCAUUUCCCCAGCUUUGGAAAACAUACGCUCACGGGGCACAGAUGAAACUGGGGUACACAAAAACUGUAAAGCCAGGUGGAAAAGGUUCGGAUAAGACGUCUUCCUAUUCCCCCAGUACGUUAAAGGAUCCUCUGAUCUUGGAAUGUUUCUCUCUGCCAAGUAGCUGGACCUCAGUGAUGGAGUCCGCUGUUGCAUUGUUGGUUUGUCUGCCAACUUCUUCAUCGAGCUGCAGGUUUUCUGAAAUAAUAAAAAAUGCAUGGCCAUUUUAGUUUUUGUCAUCUACCCCAAAUUAGUAUACAUUAGCAUCAAAAUAAAUGUAAGAAUAAGCUGAUAAUACUGAACUUGUCUGGAACAGGUGACUGCUCUGAUGAAGGUCCAGGCUGUGGCUCAGAUGCUGUGCGGGACUGCAGCACACUCCAUUUUCAGGCGACUGACUGCCUUACUACACUUGGAGGAACUACGAAAUCCGAGUGUUUUAAAUCUGGGGUCUAAAAGGGUUGAUAGGGUCAACACACUUAAUGACUCCAGGUUAGAAGCAGUGUCUGUGACAUGACGCCUAAGUUGGUCAUGGAGAUGGGUGGCUGUUUGUGUGCGUAGAUGUAAAGAGUUCCGGUCAAGUGCACAAUAAAGCAUUUUCAUCAUCGGGAUGAUCUUUGAUCCUGAAACUCUCCUCAGACAACUCCACUGUGGCCUGAUGGAAAGGGGCCAGCACAAGAAGUGCUUCCCUUAUGAUGUUACACUCAUCAGCCGUAAGUGGAGUUAAAUCUGUUGAAGAGAAGCAACAGAUACCCAGACUGGUUCUUUCUCAUCAUGUAGCCGUGACAGCAUCUGAUAUGUGCUGUUCCAAUGUGUUGGUACCUCGUUGAUAAGUUUCAAGAUGGGCCGUCCCAUCUACUGCUACACUUUGGCAAGCUUUUCUUUGGCUGUAGUGCUGGAUCUGAAGAAUGAUACGAUUUGUCUAGAUUUGUCUCUUAUGGAUGAAAGUUCAGGGAUUUGAUAACAUGAUUUCUUGACUAAUAAAUUUAUUUUGUGUGCAAUGCAAACUGAAUGUCGACUUUGGAGAGUUCUUGUUGCUGCAAUCAUGUUUGGUGCUGUCGGUCAGUGGACACCUUACCUUAUUUGUGAUGGCCCAGUCAUCCAUCAUGCCUGUUUUGAAUUGGGCCAAAUUGUCUGCAGUGUGACUUUGUGGAAAGUGUUUCACACCCAACACAGAUGUACACAACUGCAUAUUCUCAUUAAUGUAGUGACAGGUAAGAGCCAAGUAAGCCUCCAUGUUCAAAGAGGUCCACAUGUCAGCUGUUAUACUCACUGCCACAGCUUGCUUUACUUCCAUUUUCACUCGUUCGAGUUCCUCCGCAUGUUUUUUGGCUAUCAAUUCCUUGAUGGUCUGAAGAUGAAACAAAAUUAAAUCAGUAUGCAGUACUUAACAUCAGCUACCUGAUGAGACUUUGUCUAUACAAACCUUUCUGGUUGGCAAAACGUAUGAUGGAUCACCUGAACCAGCCCCCUGAACCCCUCACUCUCCACAAUACUAAGGGGUUGGCAGGCCUUUAUAAUAAAAUUCAGGACUGCCUGGCCCAGAACAGUCUUCCUAGAUGCUUGAUUUCAAAAUAAUAAAACACAUAUUAAUAAAAAAAUUAUGAUAAAGCUGCUCAAUGUCUAUAUAAGCCUACCUGUGUUUGUCUCUUCAUUUUCAUGUUUGGCUCUGUAAUGCCUAAACAUUGAGGAGGUGCUUUUGUUUGUGUAAGAAAGCUCCGCAGAACAGAUGCGACAUUUAACCUGCAUAAAAUGAAAAACAUAAUUUACACUGCAGGUCACACUGUUGUUUUUCCUAUUCUGAUAGAUUACACUGAAACAAAGACAGACAAACAGUUAAAAUAUCGAAAUGAUCCCACACAGCAGAAACGUUUCUUUUUCUUUCCUUUCGGGCUCCAUUUUGU